Messenger RNA from Aplysia californica (California sea hare), 2116 nucleotides. RefSeq lists its product as uncharacterized. The record is from RefSeq and is a predicted model, not a curated record. Gene Ontology annotation, biological process: intracellular signal transduction; phosphatidylinositol phosphate biosynthetic process. The coding region runs from base 122 to 1456 and encodes 444 amino acids. The transcript has a single exon. Lineage: Eukaryota; Metazoa; Mollusca; Gastropoda; Aplysiida; Aplysiidae. Gene Ontology annotation, molecular function: 1-phosphatidylinositol-3-kinase regulator activity. Gene Ontology annotation, cellular component: phosphatidylinositol 3-kinase complex.
CGUCAAGAACGUAGAUCUCGUUUUUUAGUGUGAGCGAAGUGAGUGAGUAGCCUACGACCCCCCUGCAAAUGCUCAUAUUGGGAGGUAUUGCCAUGUUUUGUUGUGCCACCUCUCUUUGGAUAUGACGAUGAAAAAAAUAAGUAUUAAGAGUAUUAAGAUUUCAUCACAGAGUCGUCGCAACGAUCAAGGAUCUCAAGGUGAACGUGAGGGUGAAUAUCACCACCACCAACAUCAACAACUUCAUCACAAUCCUCGUCCCCAAUCGUUACAAUACCAACAUAGCCCUCAGACUCAAACUAUUUUAGAUUGUCCUGUCGGUUUACAGACACUUGACAUAUCAGAGCGACCUUGCUCCAAUUCUCAGAGUUCAGAGCCAGUAACAGCUCCCUUAUACCAUAACAAUGUUGCUGGCAGCAUUGUGAUCAAUGAAGAACCACAUCAAAGAAAGCGAGAAAGAAUGGGCCUCUUUCGAAACUUGCGGCGUAAGUUCUCCUCUCUUCGAAAGUCGGAGGGUGCUGAAUGCAAUGGACACAUUGAACAGCAUCCUUCUCCGAAUAUAACUCCCAACUUAUCAAACACUAGAUUAAAAGAACGAAGCAAACCUCGAUUCAGUUCAAGAUCUAGCUCAGCUUCUCAAAGUUGUGACAGUCUAAACUCGCCCCUGAAACCAUACAUGUCUCCAAAAUUCAAUGAAUGGCAUUCCAACACUGAUCGCCGUGACAUUGAAGGAGUAAAAGAUAAACCUGGAUGUUUGUCCAAAGACAUAUCCCAUUUUAGUCCUGCUAGUUCGCAACGGGAAGAAGGUGUUCUUGAAAAAGUGUGUAGUGCUGAUGUGACUGUUCAUCCAAAUAAGGAUCAGGACAAAAAUGCCCGAAGCGAUCCUUGUUGUGAACUUGCAGACUGUGUGGAAUAUGAUCCAGUGAAAGAGCAAACUAAAAUUUGGAGCCCUAAAGUGUGGAGUUUAACGCAAGAACUGUUCCGCCUCUCUAAAUUUGGUUGGUACUGGGGUCCAAUAACUCGCAACGAAGCUGAGGACAAAUUGACUAAUCAGCCAGAUGGAGCUUUUCUCGUCAGGGAUAGUUCUGAUGAACGAUACCUCCUCAGUUUGUCUUUUCGUUCUUACGGUCGCACCCUUCAUACUCGGAUAGAACACUGUAAUGGAGUGUUCAGUUUCUAUGCACAGCCAGACAGCGAAGGUUAUCCUUCAAUUGUGGAUUUGAUUGAACAUUCAAUGAAUGAGUCCCAGACUGGAAUAUUUUAUUACUCAAGAUCGCGUUCCCCCGGUGCCCCACAGUUUCCAGUGUGGCUAACAAAACCAGUGUCUCGGUUCACACAGGUCAGAUCAUUGCAGUACCUGUGUCGCUUUGUUAUCCGUCAGUAUACAAGAUAUGACCACAUCCAACAGCUGCCAUUGCCCACCACUUUGAAAGGCUGGAUUGAAGAAAAUCAGUACUAACUCUAUUCUCUUGCAAUGUCAGAUUGUGUUCAGUAACCAUGUUUUGUUCUGUUAUGCCAUAUUUUUUGAGUGCUUUACAAAAAAAUUGCAGCAAAAUGAAUGUAAUAUAUAUAACUGUCCGUUAUUUUUCAUCAUGUACUGAUUGUUGCCUAUUUCAGGUGAAUAUAAAUUUCUCCAUUGUGCAAGAAGGGGGCAUAAGCAAGGAAUAAGGAAGAUAUGGUAACAGUUUGUUGGGAUUUUUUUUUUUCAAAUUGUCUUAUUUUAUAUUGAUCCCCCUGCUGUGAUCUUUUUGAAAUUUCCUGUGUUUGAGGCUGCUACUGUGUAUUUAGAAGAUGGCUAGUUUCUCAGGUGUUGUUUUUUUUUUACUCACACUCUAUGCCCUGAGUGCUUUUAGGUAAAGCCCAGACCCUUAUAAAUGCCUUUCCUUAUUUUUUUUCGAAGUGACUAUUUCUCCGAACGUUCAGGAAAAUAAAGUUGAACUCUCUUUCUCCGAACGGUUUCCGAUCUCGAGAUUUUUGGGUUAUUUGCGAGAUUUAGGCGUCAUCCUUUGGUUCUGCCAAUCUGCGAGGACUGACUGGGAAAGAUGCAUUUUUUACAUCAAAUUCUAUUUCUGGAGCUAGAGAUUUUUAAAUGUCUGAAUAUUCAGAUACUUCAGUUGUG